This is a messenger RNA of Engraulis encrasicolus (European anchovy), 1775 nucleotides long. RefSeq names its product solute carrier family 22 member 18 (gene slc67a1). Gene Ontology annotation, cellular component: nuclear envelope. The transcript is spliced from 10 exons. The coding region runs from base 482 to 1675 and encodes 397 amino acids. The record is from RefSeq and is a predicted model, not a curated record. Gene Ontology annotation, biological process: transmembrane transport. Lineage: Eukaryota; Metazoa; Chordata; Actinopteri; Clupeiformes; Engraulidae. Gene Ontology annotation, molecular function: transmembrane transporter activity.
AAAGGCUUACAUGUAGCACCAGACUUCAAUUUUUCUACUUAUGUUAGCGGAACCUCACGGUAGUUUUGACAGAAUGUUACUGAUAGUAGGUUACCACACAACUGCAGAAUAGAAUGCCGUGAUGGUAGUGGCACACUGUGGCAGGUCAAUGCAACAGAGAACGUUACUUUGUUGCUAGUAAAAAAAAAUAUUCUGCUACAGGGAUCGAAGUGCAAGUUGUCUAGUUCCUUAUUUACUUUUGGACGCUCCUCCUGUAGUAUUUCUGCAAUGUCAUCCCGACCCGAAUGGAGAACGUUUCAGUUAUGCAACUUAUGAAAUAACAAUAGCAUUUUUUAACCAACCUGUUUUCUAUUGAGGAGCCCCAAGUGAAUGGAACUGUCUGUGUUUUUGAUGGAGUAGUGAAUUUGAGGACACUUCCACGUCCGAACUUGCUCACACGUUUGGAUCAGAGACUUGCUGAACGUGAGCACCGCGACUGAGGAUGGAUUCUCUAGCGGGAAUUAACAGACAACGGGUGAUUCUGGUCACCUAUGUCAUUGCCGCUUUGGACAUUACAUGCCUUUUCGUCCAAUUUUCCAUAACACCAUAUUUAGCCAAAAGGCUUGGUUUUGACACCUUGUGGUUUGGCUACCUCCAAACAACAGUUGGGGUCAUUCAACUCCUUGGAGGGCCCAUCUAUGGCAGGUUUGGGGAUAUAUUUGGUGCACGGGCAGCGCUGUCUGUGUCCUGCAUGGCCUCUGUGGUCUACUAUGUAUUGCUGGCUAUGACUGACAGCGCUACAAUGCUUUUCAUCCACAAGAUCCCAGUAGUGGUUAUGCAUGUCAUACCAGGGGCUCAGAUGGUGGUGGCUGACCUGACUGAGCCUGAUAGGAGAGCCGAUGCCCUGGCCAAGCUGGGCCUGUGCUUUGGCAUUGGCAUGAUCUCGGGCUCAACGCUAGGGGGCAUCCUCAGCACACGCUACGGGGAGACUUUCACUGCUUCUAUUGCUGCUGCUGCAAGUCUUGUCAACGUGCUGUUGGUGUUGAACUUCAUCCCCAAACACACAAAGCAACAGAGCACACAGGAGCAGAAAGAAACCAAGAGCUACUCCGUGUUUACCAGGCUGAUGAGAUACCCGGGAGUAGCCAAGACCUUCACCGUCAAAAUCGCCUCCGGCCUCCCCUCAGGUAUUUUCCAAGUCAUGUUUUCCAUCAUCGCCAUCAACUUCUUCCAGUUGCAGCCCGAGCAGAACGGCUACCUCAUGGCCUACUUUGGCGUCAUGCAGAUGAUCAUGCAGGGGGCCGUGAUUGGACGCAUGACCUCCAGAUACCCAGAGAGCUCUCUCCUGCUCCUGUCUGUUGCUGUGGCUAGCGUGGUGGGCCUAGCCCAGGCUCUGAUGGCCAAUGUGUUCCAGUUCUGCUUCAUUGUCAUCCCCAUGAUGUUCUCCCUCAGCAUGUUCAACGUCAUCACAGACAGCAUGCUCACCAAGAGUGUCCCUGCCACAGAUACAGGCACCAUGAUGGGCCUGUGCGCCUCAGUACAAUCCCUCAUGCGCACUGUCGGACCCACCAUUGGAGGCUUCCUGUAUGAAAACUACGGUGUGCCUUCCUUUGGAGUCAUACAGUGUGCUGUAAACAUGGUCGUUUUUGCUUUCCUUUUCAUGGACAGGAGAAAAGAAGCCAUCAAAGACAGUUAGAGAUGCACUAAGCACAGCCAGACUGGACUGCAUUAAUCCUGAGGCUAUCUUUUAGAGAACGAACACUCAGGCCUUCUGUACCAUAAAACUGUGAAUAUGA